AUGGCUACACCUUACUGCUUCCAGAUGAGGAAAUGUUAUCUAGCAUGUGGCUGGCUGGCUGCUGAUGCCCCAUGGAGGAACACCAGACUGGGAUGGGUCCAGGGGAAGCAAGUCACUGUGCUAGGAAGCAUCAUGCCUGUGAACGUGUUCCUUGGGAUCCCCUAUGCAGCACCCCCUCUAGGAUCCUUGCGAUUUGAGAAACCGAAGCCUGCGUUACCCUGGAAGGGCUCCCGAAAAGCCACUUCCUACCCUAAAUUGUGCUUCCAGAACGCAGACUGGCUGAUCACAGAUGAAAACAUACUCAAGGUGCAUUACCCCAAACUGGAAGUGUCAGAAGACUGCCUGUACCUUAACAUCUACGUGCCUGCCCAUGCAGACUCUGACUCCAAGCUCCCUGUCAUGGUGUGGUUUCCCGGGGGCGCCUUCGAGACUGGCUCAGCCUCCAUCUUCGACGGGUCUGCCCUGGCUGCCUUCGAGGACGUUCUGGUUGUGACUAUCCAGUAUCGGCUGGGAAUAUUUGGCUUCUUUAACACAGGGGACCAGCAUGCUCCAGGGAACUGGGCCUUCCUGGACCAGGUGGCUGCCCUUACCUGGGUCCAGAAGAACAUCAACCUCUUUGGAGGGGACCCACUCUCCGUGACCAUCUUUGGCGAGUCAGCGGGAGCCAUUAGUGUUUCUGGCCUUCUUCUGUCCCCACUGACCACUGGCUUAUUCCACAAAGCCAUCAUGGAGAGUGGGGUGGCCAUCAUCCCUUACCUGAAGGCUGCUGAUGACGCUAGGAGUAAGGAUUUGCAGAUGAUUGCAGAUGCCUGUGGUUGCAAGGCCUCAGACUCCCCUGCCUUGCUGCAGUGCCUGAGGGCAAAAUCGUCUGAGGAGCUGCUCAACGUCAGCCAGAAAACCAAGUCGUUCACUCGAGUGGUUGAUGGAUUUUUCUUUCCUGAGGAGCCUCUAGAUCUAAUGACUCAGAAACAAUUCCAUCCAGUUCCUUCUAUCAUCGGAGUCAAUAACCACGAGUGUGGCUUUCUGCUGCCCAUGAAGGAAUUCCCUGAGAUCCUCAGAGGCUCCAACAAAUCUCUGGCCAUGCACUUGUUACACACACUAAUGAACAUCCCCACCCAGUAUAUGUACCUUGUGGCUCAAGAAUACUUCCACAAAAAGCAGUAUCCACUUGAAAUACGAAAUUCUUUUCUGGACUUGCUCGGAGAUGUGUUCUUUGUGGUCCCUGCACUGAUCACAGCUCGAAAUCACAGAGAUGUCGGUGCACCUGUCUACUUCUAUGAGUUUCAGCACCGACCCGAGUGUUUCCAGGACUCAAGGCCGGCUUUCGUCAAAGCUGAUCACACUGAUGAAAUCAGAUUUGUCUUUGGAGGUGCCUUCCUGAAGGGUGACAUUGUCAUGUUUGAAGGAGCCACUGAGGAGGAGAAAUUGCUGAGCAGGACCAUGAUGAGCUACUGGGCUAACUUUGCUCGGACAGGGGACCCUAACGGGAUAGGCCUGCCUCUGUGGCCCAGCUACAACUACAGAGAACAGUACUUGCAGCUGAACUUGAACCUGAGCGUGGGAGAGCGACUCAAAGAGCCCAAGGUUCAGUUCUGGACAGAAGCCCUCCCCCUGAUAAUGUCCACUUCUGGAAGGGUCCUCAGCUCUCUUCCAUCCUUAAUUUUCCCUUCUCUGCUCCUGCCUUUCUCUUUCUCUUUUGUUCCAUGAGAAGUUGUCUUUGUGGAUUUGGGUUCUCCUCCUCCCGCAAUUUCCCCUGUAAUCAUUAGCUUCACUCUGUGUUUCGCUGCUUUCUGUGGGGAUCUUCACGGAGUCAGCAUCUUUUGUUGAUGUUUUAUAGACUUGGAGAUGAUCCCCAGGGAAUUCUUUUCAACAUCAAAAAAUGCAAUUUGUCUUGGAAGCCUACCUUAUUUCAUAGGGGGAGGGCUGGCCUAUUAAUUGCCAUAAUAACCAUCUCCUUACUCUUAUGAAAUAAAAUCAGAAUGUAA
Messenger RNA from Talpa occidentalis (Iberian mole), 1985 nucleotides. Its product is annotated as carboxylesterase 5A-like. Lineage: Eukaryota; Metazoa; Chordata; Mammalia; Eulipotyphla; Talpidae. The record is from RefSeq and is a predicted model, not a curated record. Bases 1 to 1707 code for a protein of 568 amino acids. The transcript has 13 exons.